UAGCUUAAUUGCCUCUGUGAUAUGAAUGUCAUUCUCAGUCUGAUACAAAAAGAUCUUUCUUUUCUUCGUUCCCCUUGAAAUAGUUUCGCGUUGUCCCGACUUCCGAAGCAGCGUAGAUUAGAUAAAAAAGUCAACGUACUUGUUGUAGAUAUCUAAAAAAAUAUACAUACGUUUGUUUUUAAUUCAGAUUCGGUUCAAAGUUGUAGAUCGUGUGAAAGAAAACGAGAUAAAUCUGGUCAUAGUACGGUUCCGUGUAUGACUAAUAAAUCGGAAGGAAGCUCAUCUUGGAUAUGAACCGUGCGAAAAGUUAUUAGUGGUGUGAAAGUAUUUGGCGUGUUAGUUUUAUGUGAUGUCUGACGGAGAUCCAUCUCUCGAAGAGGAUGUGCCAAAACCUCUGCUUGUGAGGGUAGAGGAAAAUGUGUUUACGCCUAAAGUAGUGACUCCUAUUUACGCGGGAGGUGUGAAGCUGCACCACAAGAGAUCUGACGCCGGGGAGACUGAAUCCUUCCUGUCUGACGCGCAAAGGAAUGAGCUUGCUUUCCAACAACUGUUCCAAGAUGGAGAAGGACCAUUUCACGAGACGGAGAGGGAGGCUCAGGAGAACGGGGAGCUCCAGGCGAUGUCAGUCCUCAGCACAUACGCGGACAAUCUAUCACAGGACAUGAACACAGACCGGGACAAUGGUAGCGAGGCGUCGACCCGUCCUGCCGAAGACUGUGCGUGUGGCGACCCUGGCACAAACUUUGGUCCAAACGGCAAUGGCAAAUCUCCGGCCAACCAUUGCUCCAUUGUUAUGGGAGGUAUCCUGAACAACCCUUCUCUGACAUUCAACGACGGGGUGAGGUCAAUAGACUAUGUCCUUGUAUGGGAGGCGUUUAAGGAGGACGCGGCUACCCCCGAAGCGCAUCGGCAGAGGAAGAUAUUUGAGGAGAAUCUCGAGCAAGAAGGUCUGCAACUCGAAAGAGAGGCGCCUGAGAACUUGUAUGGACUGAAUUUUGUUAAGAUCCACGCGCCAGUGUCAGUUUUACGAGACUACAGCGAGAUCCUCAAGCUUAGGAUGCCGAUGAAGGAAUGCAGUAAGAUAAGAAACUCUGGUCGGGCGAAUGCGAUACUGAAUGCAGCAAUGUAUAUGUCUAAGUUCUCAGCUCUCAAGGACGUGCAUGAGAAGACGAACAGUCUGAUAGAGCAGGUGGACGCCUGCUGGGACCGCUUCAUGUCCAAGAUACGAGUGGAUACCGACAUGUUCCCUGAGAGGAAACACCGACUCACUGCCAUUUACUCGAAGGACAAGGAAUAUUUAUUCGACACGACAGCUGAAUGUUUCUGGACGCCUUCCAUUCGUUCGCGCAUCGUUCAGUUCAUUCUCGACAGGAAGAAGUUCACUCAGGCGUCGAACGACGACUUCGCGUUCGGCAUCACAAGACUGAUAUCUAAUUGUACUUAUAGCGCUGCCUAUCCUUUACACGAUGGUGAUCUCAAAACUCCCGGCUCUAUGAGGCAUUUGUUGUACACUGAGUGGGCGGCCGUCUCCAAAUGCAUCAAGUACCAACCCCUUGAUUAUGUCAAGGAUUAUUUUGGUGUCAAAAUAGGUUUAUACUUCGCAUGGCUGGGCUUUUAUACACACAUGCUGAUCCCGGCGUCCAUAGUAGGACUAAUUUGCGUCAUAUACUCAGCUGCUACCGUUUACAGUAAUGUUCCUAGCGAAGACGUAUGUAACUACGAAUCGACGGUGAAAAUGUGUCCGCAAUGCGACUAUUUUUGUGACUUCUGGGAUUUGAAGGCGACGUGCUUGCAGUCUCGAAUAACGUAUCUCUUUGACAACCCUACUACUGUGUUCUUCGCUAUUUUUAUGAGUUUUUGGGCGGCCUGUUUCCUGGAGCUUUGGAAGCGGUAUUCAGCAGAGAUGACGCAUCGCUGGGACCUGACGGGCUUCGACGUGUAUGAAGAGCAUCCGCGACCGCAGUACUUAGCGCGGCUCGCGCAUGUUAAACGGACACAGCUAAACGUAGUCACAGGAGAACGCGAACCAAUGGUACCAUUCUGGCGGAUGCGACUACCAGCCACAUUAAUGUCAUUCAGCAUAGUGGCACUAUUAGUUCUAAUGGCACUAGCAACAGUACUCGGAGUGGUACUGUACAGGAUGUCCCUGCUGGGUGCCAGUAUACUUCGCAAUGGAAACGCUCUCACUACGUAUAACCCGAUCAUGUUUACUACUGCGACGGCGGCCUGUAUUAACUUGUGUUUUAUAUGCCUUUUUAAUUAUGUAUACCAAUACUUAGCAGAAUGGCUAACUGAAAAGGAACUUCUACGCACACAGACAGAAUUUGACGACUCGCUAACACUCAAGAUAUACCUACUGCAGUUCGUGAAUUAUUACGCGUCUAUAUUUUAUAUAGCGUUCUUUAAAGGCAAGCUGAUUGGUCGGCCCGGGGAUUAUGUUAGACUGUUUGGACAUAGGCAGGAAGAGUGUGCUCCAGGCGGGUGUCUUCUAGAACUUUCCAUCCAGCUCGCCAUCAUAAUGGUGGGCAAGCAGUUCAUCAACACUAUAGUGGAGAUGAUGAUGCCGUACCUGCUCAAGUGGUGGUACAUCAUACGGACUAUUGGCAGGAAGAGGCAAAUCAAAAGUCCCUUGCAAUGGGUAAAAGAUUUCAAACUAGUCGACUUCGGAAACAUGGGCUUGUUUCCUGAAUAUUUAGAAAUGGUUCUGCAAUACGGUUUCGUAACAAUAUUCGUGGCGGCGUUUCCCCUGGCGCCACUGUUCGCUCUCAUCAACAACGUGCUGGAGAUGCGGCUGGACGCCAAGAAGUUCCUCACGUGUUACCGUCGGCCUGUGCCACAGAGAGUCAAUGAUAUUGGAGUAUGGUAUAGGAUCCUGGAUUCUAUUGGGAAGCUUAGUGUUAUUACUAAUGGAUUCAUAAUAGCGUUUACCUCAGACUUCAUACCGCGUCUAGUGUACCAAUUCUCGAACAACGGUUCAAUGCAACAGUACGUGAAUCAUACGCUAGCCGACUUUAACGUCACCGUGCUCGAACAUCCGCCUAUCAAUACUACUUAUAGAGAGACUACGUGCAGUUUCCCUGGCUACUGGUAUUACAAGGAAGGUGACAGUUAUGAACACAGUAACUGGUAUUGGCACAUCAUGGGCGCUAGACUGGCCUUUGUCGUUGUUUUUGAGAACGUGGUGGCACUAGUAAUGAUAAUAGUCCGCUGGGCGAUCCCGGAUAUGUCCGGGGAGCUGCGGGACCGCAUCCGGCGCGAGGCGUACGUCAUCAACUCGUUCAUCCUGGAGGAGACGCGCGCGCGCUCGGAGCGGUCCGCGCGGUCGGAGCGCUCCGCGCGGGACGCAGGUGCCACUUCCACGCCGUUUACCUGCGCGGAGACACGACAGAAUCCAACUGGAACCACAUAGCAUCCCUGUCAGGGUCUGACUUCGAUCUCGCUGCCCACGGCGACCAUCAGAACAUAGCGGACAUCGGCAAACACGUUGUGGGGGAAGUCAGCGAUACACCGCCGCCGGCGCAUGUAUAGUGCCUUAACGUACCUGAUCUUUGCAAGGCAUGAAACGAAGUGUGUUCGGUGAGUUUUUAGAAGAUCUUUCUGGAAUUAAGUAUCAAGAAUGAUGGGGGUAUCAAGUACAUAGAUUUUUUUGUCAUUAUUUGUUUUUUUCUGGUUUGUGAAGGAAGGCAUUUUAUCGAUUUGUUGUUUAGUAUGAUCCUUCUGAAAGGGGGUGGGGGUUCAAGUAUCAAGAUUUAUUAAAUUUUGAUUUUUUGGUGGAGUUGUAGAAGAAAGUUGUUUAUUGGAUCUGUGCCUUGGAUUUUUGUAUAGUUAAUAGCUGGAAUAAAUUGAAUGCUUAUAAUGACAAUAAUGGAUACAUUCUUCAUCCUCUUUCGAGUUAAUCUGUUAAAUGUUUUCAUACUGUCCAGAAAUUGAAUUCUUUAAGAAGAGUAUAACAAUAUAAGAACAAAUUCUAAUUGUACUGUGUCAAUGGAUUGUAUUCUGCUUUACAAAAAUGAUAUAUAUUUUUAUGUAAGGCCUGCUGAGUAAGUUUAUUGUUUUUGUUGCGAUUGAAAAUUGAUGGACUAUGUAAGUUUAUAAGAAUAGAAAAAUGGGAUAUGAAGAGUCCAGUCAGCCUUAGAAACCUACAUUUAAAGUAUGAAAACUAAGCUGAUAAACUCGUGUAUUUACAAAUUCGUUAACGUGAUUAAUUUGUUAUUUCGCCAGACGUGAAAUUGGUUAUCAGUGUUUAAAAAACGGAUUCUUUGAAUUGUGAUAGAGGAAAUAAAAAGUUGUUGGUUUUUCACCAAGCGAUUUAAAACAUCGAAGUCCUUCGACUUUUAAUUAUUGUUCCUUUUUGGAAUUGAAUUUAUAUUUUGCGCACUCCAUUCGUGUUUAAAUCAGCGUGAUUAAUUAAUUGAGAUUAAAAUGAUCAAAAAAUCUAUUCAUAUACAUAAUGAUAAUUUAAAAUCAUUUUGCGUUACUGUUUUUAUGAAUCUAUUGAAUAUUUAAAAAAGAAGUUAUGACAAAAAUGUUAACUAAAAUUAUGUAGCUUUGUUACCUCACUAUCCGUCAAAAAAGUAUUCUUCAAUCCUAUAAAUGUACUUAAGCGAAAACAGGUUUUGUUCACAUAUCAAAUGUCCAUUACAUAUAAAACAGAGAGAGACAAUGUUUGAUAGGUUGUACGGAUUGAGAAAGUAUGGUGAGAGAAAAAUGAGUAAAAUGAAUGUAUUUAGAAAAAGUUUUGAGGCUGAAGCAUUUUGUAUAUGGCUAUGGUGUAUGUUUCGUAUGUUUCGUAUGUGCUAAAAUGAUUGGUACAGGCUUUCAUUUGCUAAUGUACGAGCAGGUACAGGCUUUCUUUGUGCUGAAUGUAUGUUUAGUAAGUACUAAAAUUAAAAUAUACAAACUAUACAUUCGCUCAUUUACUCAGAUCCAGCCUUUAAGGAUACUGAAACGGUUCAGUUGUAUUAAUCAAACUCAAUAAUUCUUGAGGUUAUUUAUUCACAAAAUAUUUACAUUAAUUGAAAAUAAAAUAAACUUAUAUAUAUAUACAACUUAAAACUAAUAUAGGGCAUCAAAAAAUUGCUCCUCAUCGCUGUCACUGGGUAAUGUACCCAAAAGACUGGCAGCAUUGCCACGUUGGAUGGCAAUGCUCAACCUCUGUGCGAAAUAAAAGCCAGCCUUUGGGUCCCGGGAAGUGUCAACCAGGCGCUGGGAGAUAUCCCUGGCAAGAAGGUGGGCGCUCGGACCCCACGGCCCUAGAGUUUCAACCCCAAACGGCUCAAACAUGUAAUUGCCUAUAAGGUUACUAUAUUUGCGCCGCUUGAGGUUCUCUGCUUGUGCAGCGGCGGAGCCAGCACGACAUGCAGUUCCGGGAAGGUGAGAUGGCGCAAGAGUGUCGACGCAUGUCGCGUCCCACACUAAAGUCCUACCCACCUUCCACGGAAAUAGCGACAUGCCGUCUGGUCUCUUGCCAUCGUCGCGUGCCAAGCCAUUUGGUUCGAGUACGGCUGGCACGCCGACGGCAACAAGAGCGCGACGGAUCACGUCGUUUAUGUUGGCAUGUCGUGGUAUGCGGCCGGCACUCCGGCUGCACGACAGGCCGUGGUGACCGAGGCUGUUGACAGCUUCCCCGCAGUGGCAGCGAUGAGGAGAGCAGCAUGGAGCACCUAGUCGGAGGCAAACGGCGAGUCUGAAGGUGGUGUCAUCAAACAUGGUGCCUGUGUUUGAAGACGGAAGUGCAAGAAGCCAUAGACCCGACUCCCAUUCACCCACAGCCAGUAGGCGCUCGCUCUGCAGAAGUCAUUGACGUAUCGAUUAAACUUUUCCGUAUUACUCUGCAGAGCGGCUCAUCCCACUGUCUCUGAGAGGACAGGUUGGCGGGUAAGUCGGUGUUCGGGCAUGCGACUUUCCAAGCGUUUAAAGCCUCAGUCAGGCUUGGCACCUCAAAAUUGACCAGUGUGGUGGGUAAUAUUUUCCUGAUCAAUUUCUCAGUGCCAUGGACCGAGGAAAUAAAGGCUGGUAAACUUACACUGGAAAUUUUACGGACGCCAAGUCCUCCCAUACGGAUGGGAAGAGUCGCUUGAGACCAAGCUCUGUCGUCCAAGGCCACAUUUAAAAUGGAUGAUAGUGUAUGUCUUAUAAUUUCGUCGAUUUUGUCCAAAAGGUUGGUGUGCUUCCAUAAAUGGGAAGCACGCAAGUUAUAUGUAAGUUUUGGUCCAAAACAGCAGUACCGUAUGAUGGUGAUGGCUGCAUGCAUAUUAAUUUUGAGUAGCCUUUCCGAAACAUCAUUAAAAUUUUGAAUUUUCUUCUCAAUAAAAUCCGAAAAUGAAUCUUCCAGUAUAGGCGAUCCAAGGAGGCAAAGAGAACUUUGGUCUAUCGGUUUAAUUUCAGGAGCUAUUGCGAGGAAAUUUUGAAGAAUAGUCUGUCUCUCUAUAUAUAUUUAAUACUCAAUAAUUAUAUAUUAUUUAUUUAUACAUGCGUAAGGAACAGAAUUAGUGCUUCAAAAGCUACAAUGCUAAAUAUUUCUGCACAAUCAGAAUAACUGAAUUUAUAUACAUAUUAAAAAGCAUUAUUAAAUAUUUAUUUAAUACGUUAUCUUGUAUAUUUCAAGACUAAACUGAAUCUCAUUUUAUUACAGAGAUAUAACUAUAUAUCAUAUUAUGAUAACUUAUAGCUUAUAUACCUCUUUUAACCGACUGCGUCCAGAAGGUUAUGUUUUUAAUAUUAUGUAUUUAAAAUACUAACUUAUUAAAUUUUGCUUUGUAUAAUAUUUUUUAUGGCUAAAGAUCUUUUUAUACAUAUGUAAGCGAUCCAACUAGUCUUGAUACUAGGGGAAAGGAAAGUAGAAGGAUUGGUUAGCAGUCAAACUGAGCAGCUAUAUACAGAGUAUAAUAAUAAUAUUAACAAAGUUAUAGCACAUUAUUAUUUAACUUUAAAAACAAAUUAUUAUUUAAACAUAAAUACUUUAAGAACUUUGAUUUCUGCUCUUUACUAUUGUUGCUUUUAAGUAUAUAAAAUAUUAACCAAAGUUCAAAAAUGUAGGGGCUUUUAGGCUUAUACGAACAGUCGUAUAGACCCGUGUUUUUUAAUACACGGCAAUUGUCUAAUUGAAGUCUGCUAGCCAAAUAUUUAUUUGUAACUAAUAUAUGUAGCUUUUUCAGUUUUUUUUUAAUAUAUACUUUUUAUAUAUGUCAGUGUCGUCUUAAGCUGUAAGUGUUACAACUCGCCUGAUGAUCGUGUUCAGUAGAAAAAGCGUAGAAAUUUCUAGAAUGUGUAAGCGUAUGGUUGGCAAAAUGUCUCGUGAAAUCUUUUUGAAGCGUAUUUUAGUAUUGUAUUUACCCUCUUAUCUGUUGUACAGUCAACUUCAGGUCAGUGGUAACAGCUCGUUCUGUCAAAUUUCUUCAAUAGAUUUUCAACCUUGUCACAAUAGUGGAAGGUUAAUGUUCGAUUGAUAAAAUUUGACAGAUCCGGGUAGGUUGACCUGCAGGCGUCUGUACCAAAGUUGUCUUAAUAUAGGGGGUAUUUUAAAUAAUAAUAAAUAUUACCAAAAAAAUAUGUAAAAUCUUCGUCCUUUAUUAAUAAAAUACAAAUUAUUCUAAUCAAAUAUAACAACAUAUUUUCAGAUAACAGUUGUAACAGAAAAAUAUUUAUUUAUUUCUGAAAUAUACAGAUUUAAUAUAAAGGCGUGAUUGAUUGAAAUUAAUUUUCUUUUAAAAAUAUUUACAGAAUUUGUACUCAAUAAAAAUAUAACUAUGAUAAAAUGUUCUAUUCCUAAAAUAAAAAUAUAUAUAUAUUUCUAAAGUUUCUUUUAAUGGACUAAUUUCUAUCAUUUUAUGAUUGUAAUCGUUACAUAAACAGUAAGGGAAUUUUAUAAUGACAAAAAAACAAUUCAAAAUCUUUUUACUAUAUAUUCUUUUUCAUUAUUUUCAGAAGAAAGAUUAGUCUUUGAAAUACCUUGUUCUAUGAAAUUCCCUUACAUAUUCGUCAUAAUUUUACGUAAUUUCAUCGGUGCUUCGGAGUCCUAAUUUUCAUGUAAAUGUGUUAUUAUUUAAGGAAGUUUAAGGCUGACUUGCACCAGUAGAAGUAAAACAAUCUGACUUUGUUAUUUAUCGAAUAAUAAUCAGAAUUACGUCAUGAAUACAGCAAGUUACGCAAAAAUAUAAAUGUAUAAGUGCUCAGUUGUGUAACCUAAUCUAUUCCUUAAAACCCACUGCACAUAGUACAGUUUUGCUCAUACAAAAUCAGAAUUACUGUGUUGUAUAUCCUUAUCUUGCAUAGUUACAGUUACAGCUCGUCAAAGCUGAAAUUAUAAGCAAAACUGAACUUUAUGCAGUGGGUGUUAAGGAAGAUAUUAGACUACCUAUUGUUAUUUCAAGAUCUUUAUUGAAUUAAGUGCAAGUCAGCCCGAGUCCUCGAUACGGCUGUUUAUUUUAUACCUAGUCAUAAGCGUUUUGGAAUAUGGAACGUAAAUAUGUAGGUGGACACGAAAAUUAUUUUUUUUGCUUAGAUUUUUUUAUGGUCAAAUUAAUUGUAUUCUCUACAUCAAAGAAGUUAAGAUUCAUUUUCGUUUGAUAACCGUAACUAUAGAAUUGUCUAUCCAAGAUAUCAAUCAAAUAUGAACCUUGAUAAUGUUUUAAUAAAGAUCAAAAUUAUUUGUGCUUACAAUAAUACUUUGCUUUGUCUUUUUAAUAAAUUGAUAACGUUAAUCAAUAAAUAAAUAGUCACAGAUAAAUAUCAUUAAGUUUUCUAAUCUUUUUAAUUGUGAUUUGAUUUAAAUAGUUAAAAAUGCAUUUAUUAAUGACGUUUUUUAAACGCCAAAUUGCUGCUUUGAAUUGAGAAUUCUACUAUUGUGUUUUGAAAAAAAAAAUGGGAGGUAGGUCUUAUUGCAGAUAAUAUACAUGCUAUUUUAAAGGAGUCUGAAUCAUAUUAAUUUUAUGUAAAACAACUUGCCCAGAACAAUAAUAUUAAUCGUUAAGUGAAAACGCACAAUAUUCAUGAGGUGUUGUAGUGAAAGGAUUUCAAUCUUAUUUUAAUGUCGUUAAAGUUCAAUAUUCUAUACAUAUGUUCGUUCCUCGUUGUAAAAUGGCCGUCUAUGAAGUAGUACACGUUAUAAGCAAAAAGUAUAUUUACAGACGCUAGCACAGCAACCUGCUCCAAUCUAAAAAAAUAAUAUUGAACCUUAUUAUCUAGAGAUAAAGAUGAAAAUCUAUUAAAGAAAUUUUACAGAUCGUGGCAGCUUGCUUUUCUAGCGUCUGUUCAUUAUACAUUGACGUUUUUAUUCCAAUUACAAAUGAUAUUCAACGAUAUGUUGUUAACAUACCCAGCAAUGUAUGACCGUUUCUUGUUUCAUUGUAUCAAUGUGUCACAAGUAGUUACCGUAGUGUUAGUGCAAAACAGAUUAUUAAAUGCGCAAUAACAUGACUUCCUAUAUUAUUAUGCAUAGGUACGUAUAUGAUAUAGAAAUUUUAAAAAAUAUAUUUGGCGGAUUACUGAUACUCGAUUUAAUUUUAGACCUCUCAAACAUAAUUCUAUGUCAAUUUCUGUGUCAGACUUUUUAAGCGAAACUUUCAAGUAAGGAUUGACUUAAUUGAAGUAAACUUAUGUAUCUUUCUUGGGUUUCUCAAGCAUUCGGUUCAUAUAACCAGGAUGAAAAAUAUUGUCGUUGAUAUGCCAACUAAUGUAUUGUCGAGAACAUUUAUAUGAAGUCAAGUUAUUGCAAAAUUUAGUACUCUGUGGUCCUUGUAUGCAAGAAGUUAUGCUGUGUGUGAGACGCUUCUAUUUAUAAUGUUUAUAUCAAUUAUACAUGGAAAGUUUA
Helicoverpa armigera (cotton bollworm) is the source of this 9811-nucleotide messenger RNA. RefSeq names its product anoctamin-1 (gene subdued). Gene Ontology annotation, biological process: chloride transmembrane transport. Gene Ontology annotation, molecular function: protein dimerization activity; chloride channel activity. The coding region runs from base 350 to 3409 and encodes 1019 amino acids. Gene Ontology annotation, cellular component: plasma membrane. NCBI's taxonomy places the organism in Eukaryota, Metazoa, Arthropoda, Insecta, Lepidoptera, Noctuidae. The record is from RefSeq and is a predicted model, not a curated record. The transcript is spliced from 21 exons.